Rotaria sp. Silwood2 is the source of this 948-nucleotide messenger RNA. Lineage: Eukaryota; Metazoa; Rotifera; Eurotatoria; Philodinida; Philodinidae. The record is from the annotation of a GenBank genome assembly.
AUGAGUGCAUCUGACUCCACUUUAGAGCCUUUGUUUCCAUUAAGUUAUCCAGAGUACGUGUACAAUUUCGCGUAUGGUUCCAAUAUGCAUCCUAAUGUCUUAACUGGUCGACGAAAAAUUCAUCCAGUGGAAUCUAUUCCAGGAGUAUUGGAAGGAUGGCAGUUGACGUUUGACUUUCGUGGCAUUCCUGCAGUUGAGCCAUGCUUUGGCAAUAUUAAAGAAAAUCCUGAUGCCGAAACUCACGGAGUAUUGCAUAAGAUGACAAGCAAAGAAUUUAAACACUUAAUGGCAACUGAAGGAGGAAGUGGAGUAGAUGCCAAUGGAUACAUACCGCAAAAAGUCAAUGUAUAUGCUUACGAUGGUCGUAUAAUUGAAGCUUAUGCAUUAGUUGUUCGUCAGACAAGUCCAGCCAUAUUGUAUCAUCAUGCAUUGCCCAGCAAUCGUUAUAUUGGUCUUUUACGUAGUGGCGCAACACAUCACAAUAUUCAUCCAUUAUAUAUUGAAUAUUUACAAUCUUUACCUUCAAUCGAACGUAACAAACCUGUAAUGAUACUAGUUAUUAUUGAAACACUAAUACUAAUUACAUUGUUUGCGCCAAUGUGGAUUCCUGUCAUAAUUUAUGAUGUAUGCACGCAUCGAAAAGCACAUGCUCAAGCAUACUUUUUUACACUGAUUAUGACUAAUUUAUGGCGCAUCUAUCGUCUUUUUGGCAGAAAGAGAGCUAUUCAACCUUAUUACUCUGCACCGUUUCCUCGAGGAAGCACACAUUUCAAAGCGAACACAGAAACAUUCCGUGCUGAAGUUCAAAUAGAUGAGCAAACUUUACUGGAUACUGUAUCAGACAUUUCAUCAGAACCGAUUUUAUCUUCAACAUUUCCUUCACUAAUCAAACAACGACAGAUUAAUCAAAUUUUGGUCGAAGAAACUCAACAACAGUAUAUUGAAUGA